This is a messenger RNA of Macadamia integrifolia, 1354 nucleotides long. Its product is annotated as photosystem I chlorophyll a/b-binding protein 6, chloroplastic. Gene Ontology annotation, cellular component: membrane. The record is from RefSeq and is a predicted model, not a curated record. NCBI's taxonomy places the organism in Eukaryota, Viridiplantae, Streptophyta, Magnoliopsida, Proteales, Proteaceae. Gene Ontology annotation, biological process: photosynthesis, light harvesting in photosystem I; response to light stimulus. The coding region runs from base 316 to 1143 and encodes 275 amino acids. The transcript is spliced from 6 exons.
ACCUCUGUCAAACGAGCCGGUGAGAAAGUGUGAGAGAGGGAUUGCUCAACGCCUCCACCACAAUUGCCCCAUCACCUGAGAGAUCAGCCUGAGAUGAACCAGACCCUCUUAGAGUCCCAGAACCCAAAUAGCAAAUUAAAAUCCCACGAGUUCGAUCAAUGACAGCGAGAGAUGACAGUGUUGCUGGAGAAGUUAGGGUUCAUAGAAGCUGAACAUCGAGUCUUGCUUCUAGAUGUUCUACCUACACCUGUGAUUUUUGUCCACAUAAGCUCUCCUCAGCGUGGGAGAUUGAGAAGCUCCAGCUGAAACUGAUCCAUGGCAUUGCCUAUCGCUUCUUCUGCAUUAUCGAACUUCCCUCUAGCUCCAGCUCCAGCUCCAGUUCCAGCUUCAGCUUCAGCUCCAAGGGAAACACAUCAAAAUCCUUUAUCAGGAAGAUUUACAUUAACAUGUAAACCAUUAAGAAGCGGCAUAAUCAAUGCAACUAAAGGGGUAUCCAGUGUUUGUGAACCCCUUCCUCCCGAUAGACCUCUCUGGUUCCCUGGUAGUUCACCUCCUCCAUGGCUUGAUGGAAGUCUUCCAGGAGACUUCGGCUUCGAUCCUCUUGGACUGGGAUCUGAUCCCGAGCUGCUGCAGUGGUUUGCUCAAGCUGAGCUAAUGCAUUCUCGAUGGGCAAUGCUGGCGGUGGCCGGAAUCCUCAUCCCUGAGUGGCUGGAGAAGUUAGGGUUUAUAGAAAACUUCUCCUGGUUCGAUGCUGGUGCGCAGGAAUACUUCGCGGACCCGAUGACCCUGUUUCUGGUUCAAUUGGUUUUGAUGGGUUGGGUUGAGGGAAGAAGAUGGGCUGACCUAAUCAAGCCUGGUUGUGUGGAUAUCGAGCCCAAGUUUCCCAAUAGGAAGAACCCGAAGCCUGACGUUGGGUAUCCAGGUGGGUUGUGGUUCGACCCGAUUAUGUGGGGUAGGGGUUCUCCAGAACCGGUGAUGGUAUUGAGGACUAAAGAGAUUAAGAAUGGUCGGCUUGCAAUGCUGGCUUUCGUGGGCUUUUGCUUUCAGGCAAUUUACACAGGAGAAGGCCCAAUUGAAAACUUGAUGGCCCACAUUGCAGAUCCGGGACACUGCAACAUUUUCUCGGCUUUCACUUCACACUAACAUGUUAAUUGGAGCAGGAGAAUAAUGCCUGGAGUGACCUGCAAUACCAAGAGAACGAACUAGAGUUCAGAAAAAUGGAUGAUGAUUAUUUAUCAGCGAUUACAUGGUCUUUAAGUGUCUAUUGCAAAGUAUAUAAUGAGGUUAAAAAAGAAAAAGAAAGUGAAUUUUACAUGAUCCAACAGCAUUAGAAUCUUAUAUUUCCUUUCACGUA